AAUUAUAACAUUUUUCUUUUACAAAUACGUUCACCAGAAUCAAAUACUUCCGUAUUCAACAGUGUGUGGACACCUGUCCGUGAUUGGUAACAAAUCCCGCGAUACAAGCAGCUGUUGCCCUGGAAACCAAGCUAAACAACGGCUGCCCUGUGUGUUAUGCUAACUUUGUCAAAGCGGGCUAUCACGCUGAGCUUUACUUUCAUUUCAAGUUAGUUUUAAGCAUUUAAUUCCGUAAUGGGUUUCGACUACUACGAGACGCUGGAAAUAAACAGAAAUGCAACAGACGCAGAUAUCAAAAAGGCAUAUCGACGCCUUGCAUUGAAAUUUCAUCCUAGUAGCAACAGAGAGCCAGGGAGCGCCGAGAAGUUCAGUCAACUUGGUGAGGCCUACGACGUUUUGAGCGACCCUCGAAAAAAGGCAACCUAUGACAAGUUUGGUGAGGAGGGUCUAAAAGGUGGUAUCCCACUGGAGUUUGGCAGCGGUGGGGCCUGGUCAUCUAAGUAUGUCUACCAUGGGAGUCCAGAGAAAACAUUCAGACAGUUUUUUGGAGGUGACAACCCAUUUGCAGACUUCUAUACAAAUGAUGUGCCACUUCAGUUCGGUGGGCUGCAACCAGGAGUGGUGAAGACACAAGAUUCCCCAAUAGAGAGAGACCUUCAUUUGUCCCUGGACGAUCUCUUCCACGGAUGCACAAAAAAGAUAAAGAUAUCUCGCAGGAUUAUGAAUGAGGAUGGAUACUCAUCCAGCAUCAAAGACAAGAUCCUGUCUAUAGAUGUAAAGCCUGGAUGGAAAGAAGGCACAAGAAUAAUUUUUUCCAAGGAGGGAGAUCAGGGACCAAACAGCAUACCUGCAGAUAUUGUGUUCAUAGUGCGACAGAAGAGUCAUCCUCUGUUUGUAAGACAACAGAAUGACCUGAUCUACAAGGCCCAUAUCUCUCUGGAGAUGGCCUUGACUGGCUUCUCUGUGGAUGUGGAGACACUAGAUGGCAGGCUACUCAAUAUUCCUGUCAAUGACAUUGUGCACCCUACAUACACAAAAGUGGUGACUGGAGAGGGAAUGCCGCUGACCCAGGAUCCCUCACAGAGAGGAAACCUCAUCAUUACGUUUGAUAUCCAGUUCCCUGAGAAACUCUCUGCUGAAAGGAAGCAUCUGAUCAAACAAGCUCUAAAAUAAAUAUUA
Lates calcarifer (barramundi perch) is the source of this 1179-nucleotide messenger RNA. RefSeq names its product DnaJ heat shock protein family (Hsp40) member B13 (gene dnajb13). The record is from RefSeq and is a predicted model, not a curated record. Lineage: Eukaryota; Metazoa; Chordata; Actinopteri; Centropomidae. The coding region runs from base 235 to 1173 and encodes 312 amino acids. Gene Ontology annotation, cellular component: cytosol. Gene Ontology annotation, molecular function: protein-folding chaperone binding. The transcript has 8 exons.